Molecule: messenger RNA, 2541 nt
Organism: Thunnus maccoyii (southern bluefin tuna)
Lineage: Eukaryota; Metazoa; Chordata; Actinopteri; Scombriformes; Scombridae
Gene: ada2b
Product: adenosine deaminase 2b
Exons: 10
Coding region: 272-1780 (502 amino acids)
Biological process (GO): adenosine catabolic process; inosine biosynthetic process
Molecular function (GO): adenosine deaminase activity
Source: RefSeq, a predicted model, not a curated record
UCGUAACACUGGCCAUUCAUCCUUCAUUCAUUAGUUUAUCACAUGGUGUUUGUCAGACAAAAAUGCCCCAAUUGUCCAGCUGCUCUGAGGAUUUCGCUGACAUGCUACUCUGAUAGUGGAGUUUCUUGUGCAGAACAAGCUGUGCCUUUUGGGAGACGGCUGAGCGGAGACGCAGGACAACAGACGCUCCUUCUUACUUCGCAGCUCACAGUGGAAGGUGUGUGAUCAUGUUCUAGGAGGAAUACAGCGCCCUCCUGUGGCACAUGAGGACAUGGUGAUCUUAAUCUGCCAGGCUGUGGUCACAUAUGUGCCCCUUCUGUGGUUUGUGAGGGUGACUGAAGGGAUGCCUGACCCCACUCAGAGGGACAUGCUGAUGCGUGAGGAGGCGUCCAGACAGACAGGCGGCCGAGUGAUUCUGACAGCCGCUGAGCAGAAGCUUGACGCUUACCUCCAUCGGUUAAAGGAGCAAGAGAUGUCUGCUGCCCAGUUCCCUCCUGCUAUCCACUUCUUCAAAGCGAAGCCUCUCAUCCAAAAGAGCUCAAUCUUCAAACUGCUGCAGAAGAUGCCUAAAGGCGGAGCUCUGCACAUCCACAGCUCAUCUCUGGUCAGUGUUGAAUGGCUGGUGAAAAACGUCACCUACAGGCCACACUGCUACAUCUGCUUCACGUGGGACAACUCGGUCCGCUUCCUGUUCUCCGACCGCCAGCCCUUCCCGCGUUGGGACUGCUUCUACUGGCAGCUGCUUGAGACUUUAAGAGCCAAAAUUGGAGACCCUACAGGCUUUGAUAACAGUUUAAUGCAGCACCUCACACUGUUCACUGAGGAUCCAGAUGGUCAGUACCCAAACCAAGACGUUGUGUGGGAGAAGUUUGAGGAAGCCUUCAUCACAGCUGCUGGGUUAGUCACCCAUGCUCCUGUGCUGAAGGACUACUUCUAUAAAGGCCUGGAGGAACUUCACCAUGACAACAUCAUCUACCUGGAACUCAGGAGCGGUCUCUCGAGGACAUACGAGCUCGAUGGAACCAUUCAUGACAAGGUCUGGACUCUGAAAACAUUUCAAGAAGUUACAAAGAAGUUUGUAGCAGAUCAUCCGGACUUUCUCGGGGCUCGUGUCAUAAUAUCUGUCCCCAGGGCUCUGAGUGUAUCUGAGGUCAAAGCAGCCGUGAAAGAGGCCAUUCAGCUACAAAAAGAUUUCCCGGAUGUUGUUGCAGGAUUUGACAUGGUUGGCAGGGAGGACAGCGGGAGAACUCUUUGGUACUUCAGAGAGGCACUUUCUCUGCCAGCUGAACUGGGUGUCACACUGCCGUACUUCUUUCACGCAGGAGAGACAGAUGAUGAAGGCACUGACAUAGAUCAAAACAUUCUUGAUGCCCUUUUGUUCAACACCACACGCAUCGGGCACGGAUAUGCUUUGGCACACCACCCACUUGCUAAAGAGCUUUCCAGAAAAAGAAACGUGGCUGUGGAGCUGUGCCCCAUCUCAAACCAGGUGCUGAAGCUGGUAUCGGACCUUAGGAACCAUCCUGCAACUGUGCUGAUGUCUGAGGGUCACCCGAUGGUGAUCAGCUCUGAUGACCCGUCUCUGUUCGGUACCACAGGCCUCUCCUAUGACUUCUAUCAAGCCUUUGUGGGCAUCGGAGGGUUGAAAGCAAACCUUGGCACUCUGAAAGAGCUGGCUGUCAACUCUAUCAGGUACAGCUCCCUGCCAGCUCAUCUGAAGGACAUGGGCCACGCCAUGUGGAAAAACAAAUGGGACGCCUUCAUUUUGGAUAAUUCAUGACAGCUAAAAGCACAAAGGAUCCUGUUUGACUUGAACAAUGUUUAUAGUAGCGCUAAACUAAAGCAGACACCUGGAGACCAUCAGUAGCCUUUAUGGAAAUUAUUCAAAUUCAAUCUAAGUGUCUGUAAAUAUCGGCUGAAAUGAAGUUAUCAUAACCUGAGGUCCUUUGAAGAUACACUGGAGGGAUUUAUGAACUGAAGGCUGCUGCACCAAGUUUGUAUUUGUUUUUCUGUUUGUGAAGCUUGACAAAAAGUAAUCAGUGAAUUAAACAACAACCACCAAAUUGAUUCUAAAUUGUAACAGGUAGCCAAUGAAGUCGUGAAACCAGUGAAGGCAUGAUAAACCUCUCAGGAAUUUCUGAACUGAAUGUUUCUUCCCUGAAACACCCACAGAAGAGCUGUCUGCUGAUGAGAACGACAAUUCACAGGAGAGUUUAUUUUAGUACCACAGGAUUCAUCAAAGUUGUUCACAACCAAUCUUUUGUUGUCAUAAAAAAGAACAUAAAAACUGUAAAACACAUGUUUACAUCGACAUGGCUGCCUUAAAAAAUAAACACAUUAGUUCAUAUUUUAUGUCACAAAGUUACAUUUGUCAAAAAUGUAAUGCAAAACCAAGCAUUACAUAAAAAUGUCUCUUUUUCUCAGUGAUCCGGUUCACAAUUUUACUCAUGCACCGUCUGUAAACUGUAAACCCCAAACACAAGCAGCCAUUUUAAAUCUUUCUCUUUUUUUGUGCAAUAAAGUCUCAUUUAUGAUCUCGUC